AUGCGAUUGAUUUAAUUUAAAAACUUAGUGGCAUUUAAUUUGAGGAUAGUUUUUAUUUUAUAUUUAUAUUUACGAUUGAGCAGUUCCUAUUUUUUUAAACAAUAGAUGAUUAAUAUAAAAUUAAUAGGGGACAUUUAGGAUAGAAGAGAAAAUCUUUAAGGAUUAGAUUGUUCUCUUUAGAUUACUUUUAAAUAUAUUUUCUAAACAUUCAAAGAGUUAGAAAAUAAAUUUAAAUAGUAAUAGAUUAAUGGAUAGACUUUUUGCUGUUGUUUUAAUUUCUCAUAAAAUAUAAUAGUUAAUAUGAAUAUUAUUAAGUAAGUAAGAGUCAAAUCAAAUCAAAUGAAAUAAAAUUUAAACUCACCAUAUUACCUUUGGUAGUGGAUGUUAGAAGAUAGUUGGAUAUUUAGGAUAUUAGGAUAGAUUUAAGCAAGAUUUUAUUAUUAAGUUUUGGUUAUUAUAAAAUGGCUAUAAGCCAAGUGA
Messenger RNA from Tetrahymena thermophila SB210, 480 nucleotides. Its product is annotated as transmembrane protein, putative. The record is from RefSeq and is a predicted model, not a curated record. Lineage: Eukaryota; Ciliophora; Oligohymenophorea; Hymenostomatida; Tetrahymenidae. The transcript has a single exon.